Molecule: messenger RNA, 6108 nt
Organism: Siniperca chuatsi (mandarin fish)
Lineage: Eukaryota; Metazoa; Chordata; Actinopteri; Centrarchiformes; Sinipercidae
Gene: kcnab2a
Product: potassium voltage-gated channel subfamily A regulatory beta subunit 2a
Exons: 14
Coding region: 851-2047 (398 amino acids)
Biological process (GO): regulation of potassium ion transmembrane transport; potassium ion transport; transmembrane transport
Cellular component (GO): membrane; juxtaparanode region of axon; cytoplasm
Molecular function (GO): voltage-gated potassium channel activity; transmembrane transporter binding; potassium channel regulator activity
Source: RefSeq, a predicted model, not a curated record
GUAAGUUUAAUCCAGGCAACGGUCAGAGCUGGGAAGUGAAUAUGAGGUUGCUCUUUUGCUAACAUGCAGUAGUAUUCAGUAGAAUAUUCAGCAGCCAGUGCAACUGUCAAGGCGGACUCAGAAGGGGAGAUGAAAACCUCCUGGAACUGUGUGUUCAUGUUUUAUUCUCUCCAUCUCUUUGUGUGGAUCUAUACGUUUCCACUCUUAAAGCUUGGCGGCAAGAGAUGUUAUCUCUAGCACUGAGCUCAGCUUUAAAAGGAAAUUGCAAGUCUCUAAAUCUGCCUGGCAGCCUCUGAUGAGCUUCUGAUUAAUAGAUAAAGCGAGAGGACACCCAGAUAAAUGAAGGAAAUACUUGCAGAGGGAAAUUCAUACAAGCUCUUUUUGGACUCAGGUUUUUAAAAGAUUUUGCUUUUUCUUUUAUAGCUUUGUACUGGACUUGUGUCUUAUGUAUAUGAAGUCUGCAGUGAUUGCACAUUUGUUUCUCACAACAGCUGAGGCAGAGAUGCUGUAAUUUUGUGCUUGGAUUUGGACUUCCUUUGAGAGGAUUUUGUUUUCACCUUAUCAGCGGUCCUUCACUGUUUGAAUACAUUCUAAUCUGCCCUCCCACCUGUCUGCCCCUCUUUCUUUAUUUUACUGAACAUUGUGAGCUGGUCAGUCACUGGGCAGUGAUUUCUAAUAGAGGCACAGUGUGUGAGGCUGAAUUUGGAGUAGUUGAUCGUCUAACAGACUGAACUGUCUCACGCUCUUCAGAAGAUCCUCAGACUUUACACCUCUGGGAGUUUGCCGUACCUGAUUUAGCCAGAGGAGAGUUUAGAAUAUCUGUGCUUGGGACAGCCGGCCAAAAGCCAGGAUGCAGGUGUCAUUAGUGUGCACGGACCACCGUGGGGGGGUGAGCCGCACCACAGAGGACCGGCUAAAUCGUCAGAAUGCCAACAGCCCCAACACAGGCACCCGCAGCAAGUUCAGAGCAGUGGCGAUGGUGGCUCGCAGUCUUGGACAGCUCUCUGUUCAGAGUGUUCCUUCCUCCAGCGAGCAAAGCAUGAGGACUGGCAUGAAAUAUAGAAACCUUGGAAAGUCUGGCCUGCGGGUGUCCUGCCUUGGAUUAGGAACAUGGGUGACGUUUGGUGGACAGAUAACGGAUGAGAUGGCAGAGCAGCUGAUGACUCUGGCCUAUGAAAAUGGCAUCAAUCUGUUUGACACAGCAGAGGUCUACGCUGCUGGGAAGGCAGAGGUGGUGCUCGGAAACAUCAUAAAGAAGAAAGGAUGGAGACGUUCAACUCUGGUGAUAACAACAAAGAUCUUCUGGGGUGGAAAAGCGGAGACCGAAAGAGGUUUAUCCCGAAAACACAUUAUAGAAGGUUUAAAAGCCUCUCUAGAAAGACUGCAAUUAGACUACGUGGAUGUGGUUUUUGCGAACAGACCGGACCCUAAUACACCUAUGGAAGAAACGGUUCGAGCAAUGACCCAUGUGAUAAACCAAGGCAUGGCCAUGUACUGGGGAACAUCCCGCUGGAGCCCAAUGGAGAUAAUGGAAGCGUACUCUGUGGCGCGACAAUUCAACCAGAUUCCUCCCAUCUGUGAGCAAGCUGAGUACCACAUGUUCCAGAGAGAGAAGGUGGAGGUUCAGCUACCUGAGCUCUUCCAUAAGAUAGGUGUGGGGGCCAUGACGUGGUCACCGCUGGCCUGUGGGAUUAUCUCAGGGAAAUACGAUGGCAGGGUGCCUCCCUACUCUCGGGCCUCUCUGAAGGGUUACCAGUGGUUGAAGGACAAGAUCUUGAGCGAGGAGGGCCGGCGUCAGCAGGCGAAGUUGAAAGAGCUGCAGGCAAUCGCGGAGCGGCUGGGCUGCACUCUGCCCCAACUCGCCAUCGCGUGGUGCCUACGGAACGAGGGGGUGAGCUCUGUCCUUUUAGGGGCGUCCAACACCGACCAGCUGAUGGAGAACAUAGGAGCAAUACAGGUUCUUCCAAAGUUGUCAUCGUCCAUUACACACGAGGUGGACAGCAUCCUGGGGAACAAGCCGUACAGUAAAAAGGACUACCGCUCCUAACGCGCAGCACGGCCCCCGCCCGGCAGGCCUGCACCCGGGCUGCAGCCGCAGUGCCCCACCUUUGCCUGAUCCUCUGUUUGCUUGAGCUUUUACUGAGUGAGACCCUGGCGCAUGAGUCUGGCCACACCAAGGCCACCCAGGGCACCUCAUUUAGAGUCACGGGGAUAAGAUUAAGAAAAGGGGGAAAAAAAUACAGUCACCCCCACAGGAAAGGAAGGGAUUGACUAAGAAAGACAUAAGUGGAAGAGAGGUUAGGGAUAUGCGCUCAUACUUAAAUCAGUUAUACAUUCAAUUCAGCUGAACGUAUUUUAAAACCGUAGAGAAAAAUCUUUAUAAAAAAAUAAGCACACGCUUGCUUGGCCGCCAGAUUUCUUUUUUAGCUUUUUUUUUCUUUCCUAAAACUGAAUGCAACUAAAAGGAAGAUUAAGUGCAUACUGUAUGAAUAUACGAGAACUAUUCUGUUGCACAUGCACCAUAGCCAUGCAUUUGUUCCUUGGACGUUCUGUUUACAAACACCUGUGUACUGUAUGAGUCCGUCAAGGUUUCUCUGAAAAACUGUUUGUUUGUGUUGUCGACAUUAUCAGUGUACAAGCCUUCUCGUGGGCUUUAAACAAUCAGCACUUUAGUAUUGUCAGUAUAGGUGUUGGAGGGUAGUUGUAAGGAGGAUGGGUAUUACAAUAGUCUUUAAUCUCACAGCCAUUGUACUAUAGAAUCAUAUCGCCUCCUGAUAAUUCCCUCUCCUCAUCCUCCCUCUGCAUCUUCACUGGCAGUACGUUUGUCCAGCCCGAUGCUCCGACGCUCCUGCUGUCUAAGCGUGGCGGCCUAGAUGUGGGGAGGGGAACAACCGCCCCUCCUCCGUCCUGUGAACCGUCCGUUACGAAGAGUCAGGAGCAUAGGCCGAUGUGUCAGGGCAUCUCGUCUGCCACUGAAGAGAUUAGCUAUUCAUUCAUCCCUAACAGUAGGAACUGCAGUCGUGUAAAAUGAAAAGCAGAGUCGUACUUCACUGUGUUACCCAGCCUCUGUUCUCUGUUUUCAGGCUGAGGAUCUACUGUACAGGAAGUGGUCGUAUCAGUGCUGGCUCCACAUCUCAUGGAAACUUCUCCUUGAUCAAAUUUUGUUCAAGUAUUUUGCCUUAUUUACAGUUGCAUCAGACUGUGCAGUGGGCGCUGGCGUAGACGAGCAGCUCGACAGCUGCCCCUCUGGCCGACUUGUCUCAUGUCCCCCAGUAUAUACGGGAACGCUGACUGGUGGAAGUGGUGUUUGUUGCGAGGAGAGGCGGUGUGUGUCCAGUUAAUCAGUGAGUGGCAGCAGCUCAGGGAACAGAGCAGGUGGUUUUAGUCGUGUGUUGGCGUGCACAUGGUCAGGAGGUUAUAUUUACUCGUCUGUCUUUCUUUCAUGUGUGGACACUGGGGAGGACCAGUGACAUUUUAGCGUGGCUUAAGCCAAAGAUCUUCUUCUUCUUCAUAUCUCUUUGACAACACACCCCCGAGCGUUUCACUCUCACUUCCUGUAGAACUCAUCUUGAUGCAUGUGCUGUCCAGCUUGUUAUCUAUCUAUAGUAUGGACUUUACUCCAUAUAUAUCUUUACUUGACAAUGCUGUUAUACUAGUUAACAAAUACGUCCUUCAGAUACAGAAUGCAUAGUACAGCUACUUGCUUUAGGAUCAGUAAGGUUUGUUUCAGGCGACGACAUGUGUCAGAAAUAUUAUUGCAAAAUUUGACGCCACCCUAUAUCAUUCUUUCUCCUUUGGGUGCCCUCUUACUGUGAUUAAAGCACAAGUGGAUGGCAUGCAUUACAUCCUCAAAACAUGGGCCCUCUUCACCCAGCCUACAGCACCUGCGGGACAAGCAAGGUGAUGCUACUCCGCUUACUAACACGUGUAGAUAACAAAUCUUUACUAACAGCUAAUAAACUAUUGAUUCUUAGCAGAAAAAGUACAGAUGAAGAAAACUGUCACAUUAGUGCGAUUGAUGACAUGAAUGAGAUGCAGGUGCUUGUCGGUUAAAGUGGAGGUUAUAAUCAAAGUGAACGUUACUGUAAGGGAUUUGUGCGGAUGAGGUUUACAGUCUGCUUCGUUACUCCUCCUAGGUGAUUUUUAACAACAGCAAAAUGAUUUAAUGUCUCAGCUGUUAAGCCUGUGUGUAUGUGUGUUGGGGGGAAUCACUUCCUUUAGCGUGUUGUAUAAAUUGAUCCCUGUAUUCGUUUGAUUUGCUGUGUCUACGUGAAUAAAACUGGCACAAGCCAGAAGAAGAGGGGGGAAUAAAAAAAAGAUAAGCAAAGAACAUUUAGUUAAUUUAGUAUGUGGAGUCCCUUUGUCGUAAUAUUUUCAUCUGCAGGGAGUGGGGAGAAAGUGUGAGACUUAAAGGACAAGUUCGACAUUUUGGGAAAUAUACUUUCUUGCCGAGAGUUAAAAUAAAAAGAUUCAGGGGCGCCCCAUGUACUAAGGCUGAGUCCUUACUGCAGCGGCCCGGGCUGCAUGUUAUACUCUCUCUCUCCCUCUUUCCUGUCUAUCUUUGGCUGCGCCCAAAAAUAAUAAAAAACAAAUAAAAAGAUGGAUACCACACUCAUAUCUGCUAAAAACGUAGCUAACGUUACUGCCAGAAGCCGACUAACUUAGAAACUGCUAGUCUGGCUCUGUCCUAAGGUAACAAAAUCCACCUACCAGCUUCUCUAAAGCUCCCUAAUUAACAAGUUAUAUCUCGUUUGUUUAAUCCGUACAAAAACUUAAGUUACUGGUCCUAGCCAAGAAAUAGUCACCUGUUGUGUUGAAGUCUCUCCCCAUCGAUUUAUGUUUCCCCUUACUUAAACCUGAACCCAGUCGAAUUCCUAACCCCAACAAAUCAUUUUCUGCUAUGCUUAACCUCGACCAAACGGCAGUUAUCUCUGCGACACCUGACAGUGAAGACCCAUUGGCAGCGAACAAAUCGCAAUUUGCUCGCAUCCCAUAGAAAAAGAGGCAAACUUUGCACUGCCAUGUUCAGUAGGUCUUCGCUGUAACUCCAACCGCAAAGGACAGCGGUGCAGGAAACUGUUUGUAGGGAAACGCUAUUCGAAGGUGGAACAGACUUUGACACAAGACUUGUUCAUAACCCCCCGUAAAACGGCAAAUUGUUGCUUUUACACUUCGAUUUUUUGUACACAUUAAACAAAAAAGAUACCUCUUUAAUUAGAGUAGGUGGACUGUGUUACCUUUGAACAGAGCCAAGCUAGCCGUUUCCAGUCUUUAUGCUAAGCUAAGUUAGCCGGCUGCUGGCGGUAAUGUUAGCUUCAUAUUUAGACAUAUACAGACAUGAGGUAUCAAUCUUAUCUAACUCUCGGCAAGAGAGCGAAUAAGUGUAUUUCCCAAACUGUCAAACUUUAAAUGGUAUCGCUGUGCAUUUUAUUUUGAUCAUCAGUGUUAUUUCACACCGUGCUGACCUGCCCGACAAAGAUCGUGUGGUGUUUAAAAUGUUUCUGCACAUUGUAGAAAUAACUUUGUUUUAAGGCUGAAGUGUAGUUACCCGGUGCCCUCGCCUGUGUAGGAGAAAUUCAUGCUUUAAGUGGUCCCAGUUUCAUCAUAUUUGCUGUUCUAACAUUUUAAUGACUAGUUCAGAAAUGAAACCAGAGCCACACACAUGGAUAGAGCUUAUUUUACAGAAGGUUGUAGGUUAUACAGAGAAUAUAUUUUUGUUUUAGCUUUUAAUGCAGUAGAGAGAAUUAAAAGAACUGUUUAUUUUUUUCACCAUGCUGCAUUUUUCCUAUUAGUAUUCUAUCAAUUUUAAGACUGACAAAAAGAAGCAAUUUUCUUGUGUUGUGUAUGCAUUAUGAGGAACGCUCUGAAGUGAAUGCAAUGGUGGACUGAAUUCACUCUGAAGAUGAUGUAGUGAGAGCCUGGUAUCUCCUGUACAUAGUUUGACCUUUGUAUAUAUUUCUGGUUGUGAUCACCUCUGCCUUUUCUCUUUUCUUUUUUAAUUUUCUUUUGCAGGCGUUGCUGUCAGCACUGUGCUUGAAUCUGAAUUUAGACAGGAUGUACAGCUUUGAUCUUCAUUGAAAUAAUGAUAAAAUAAGAAUGGUAAACAAA